Molecule: messenger RNA, 1174 nt
Organism: Eutrema salsugineum
Lineage: Eukaryota; Viridiplantae; Streptophyta; Magnoliopsida; Brassicales; Brassicaceae
Exons: 7
Coding region: 91-969 (292 amino acids)
Biological process (GO): protein complex oligomerization; response to hydrogen peroxide; response to heat
Source: RefSeq, a predicted model, not a curated record
UUUUCAAUCUGUGGUUCCCAUCCCUCUCUAUCUCUCCACAGAUCGAAGAAAGCAGAGAGAGAGUUUUUUUUUUUUUUUUUUUUAAAAAAGAUGGAGCUUGAAUCCAUCACCGCUAGACGCAGGCUCGCUACCGUCGCCGCUCACUUUCCGGCAAGUAUUAACGAUCCCGUCUCCACCGCACCUCUCGUCCCCUUGAAUUGCAGCAGCAGUUUGAAUUCUGUCAUCAGAAGAUAUGACAACAAAAUCUCUUUUGCCCGGCAAGCAUCUUCCGAACAGGGCUUUUUUAUGAGGCAGGCUUCGACCGACGAGCCUCAGAAUGGUGGCAUCAGUUUGAAGAACUCUGUCAUUAGAAGAGGUGACAACAGGAUGAAUUUUGCUCGGCAAGCAUCUUCUGCACAAGGUUUUUUUAUGAGACAGGCUUCUUCAACUGAUGAGAGGACCAUACCACAGGACACUGCGUCUACCAAGUGCUCUGCCGCCAAAACGAAUGGCUUCCUUUCUUCUAUAGUUUCCAAACCUGAGUACGCCCCACCACAGUUUUCCAAGGCCGCAAAAGAAAAGUUCGCUUCUUCUUCUGAUUCUUCACUAAAUCAGGAAAAGGACAACUGGAAAAAGCCAUCUAAGGCCGACCUUCCUAAGUUAGCCAAUUUAGGGACUGUUUGGUCUCCAAGAUCUAAUGUUGCAGAAUUCGAACACAACUAUGUUGUGGCGGUAGAGCUACCAGGGGCCAGUAUCAAUGAUAUAAGGGUGGAGGUUGACAACACAGACUUGACUGUGACAGGGAGGCGCACAUCUAUCUGUCAAAAAGUUGAUGCAUGCACCAAAGAUUCAGUCUUUGGAUACCACAAGCAAGAAAUACUACAAGGACCAUUCAAAGUUUCCUGGCCACUCCCCAGCAAUGUGAAUAAGGAUAAUGUUUCCGCUGAAUUUAUGGAUGGGCUACUGAGGAUAGUGAUUCCAAAGCUUUGAGGGUUCAGCGUUCUGGAACCAUAUACAUACCGUAGACAAUGUGUAUAAUUAGUAUAUGCUGUUUGUGUUGAAGAAAAUAAAAAAUGGAUUGAUGAAAGAAAGAUAUGUAAAAUAGUUGUCUUUAUUUAUCACAGAUUGCAGACAGGCAUGCUCAGUUGAUAGAGUAAGCCAUGUAAACAAUCCAUAAAUAUAUUAAAAAAAAAAA